CUGCACGGUUAGGGUCCUCCCUGGGGUAAAACGCGCGCGAACGUUUCGUUCCACCUGCCACACGUUCAUCAGGACCGAAUAUAGCAUGUGUUCAUAGAACCCCCGCAGCACGCCCCUGGUUGUGCCACAAGGAGCGAACAUCAUCAUCAAGAAUUAUCAUAUACCAGAAUAUUUUAUUGGACUCAGACCUAAGGAUUGGAAAUUUGAGAAGGAUUUUCGUCUUGAUUUGAGGACGUGGUUUUGGAUCAAUAUAUAAGAGGAGAAGUGCACACCGAAUAGGAUUCUAGUAGUCUGGGGAACUUCCAUAUAGAAAUUUCUUCUUCAGAGAAGGGUGAUCUACGUCAACGGAAGGGAAAUUGAAGAACAGAAGAUAUUUUCAUCUCAUGAGUGUCAGGCGCGCUUGGCAUGGGGGGUGAAACGACCCGACCCAUGUUUUGGCGAAGGGUGCCCACUUUAUUCCUUCUAGCGAUGACUGGAUUCGUUAGUGUGGCCGCUCUUUGUCCAGUUAAAUGCCGUUGCAACGAGACAACCCUUUCGACGAUCUGCACCUCCGCUCACCUGGAAGUGAUACCUCUCCAGCUCAACCCCGAUCUACGUCACAUGGACCUGUCCAACAACAAGAUCAGCAAUCUAUACUACGCCCUCUCCAUCUACGAGAACCUACUCAGCCUGGAUCUGUCGACGAACAAUCUCAGCUCCCUCGGUUCCGACAAAUUUAAGAGCCAGAUCAAUCUGCGAGUGUUGAACGUCAGUCGGAACACCAUCGAGAAACUGAAGAAGGACUCGUUCAACGGCCUGAAGGCGUUAGUCACGUUGGACCUGAGCUAUAACAGAUUAGAGAAGCUGCAUAAUUUGACAUUUUUAGAGUUGCACUCGUUACGUACGGUCGUGCUCAGCGGUAACCGCAUCACGCACCUGGAAAGGGGCCUGCUUAAGACCACCAAGCAUCUUAAGGAAUUGGUGCUCGACAACAACCAGCUAUUGGAAAUUCCUUCGGCCGUUUUAUCGGACGCGAUAGGCUUACAACGGCUGAUCCUCUCCCAGAACCUAAUCUACAGUGUUGAUGAGGGGAGCAUGCCGACUCUUUCUGAGCUGCGAUCUCUUUCAAUCGACGGCAAUGUGAUUAGAGAUAUUCAUCAUGCCGCCCUAACCGGGCUCCCGUCCCUCGAACGGCUGGAUUUAAGCGACAACAAUUUCACCAAUAUACCUACUGCGUCCUUAUCGAAGUUAUCUAAUUUGACUUGGCUCAAACUGAGUGGAAAUUUCGUGGAAAAGAUUCCGCCCGUGGCUUUCAGAGGCCUCUUUCAGCUGAAAUACAUUCAUUUAGACCGUUUGGAUCUGUUGGAGAAGAUAGACGUCAGAGGGUUCGUCGACAAUAUCAACUUGGAACGUAUAUGGCUGAAUGAUAAUAUAGGUUUGAAGUCUAUACCGACAAGAUUAUUCCACGGUAAUCCGAAAAUUGUACAUAUAUCAAUCAGGAACAACGCUCUGACAACCGUUGAAGCCACUCAUUUCCCAUUAGAUCAAUUAAGGUUGUUACAGUUAGGUGGAAAUCCCUUGGAGUGUAACUGCUCGUUAUUGUGGUUGUGGCAUUUAGCUCAAGAUCAAAAGAAAGUCCCAAUUAUCCAGUCCAAUCAGACGUACGGCGUGCCUUCGGAACUCCACAUCGAUUCCCAAGACAUAAAUUGCGCCGCACCAGAAACGCUCCACGACAAGCGUUUGCUGGACGUUGCCGAGUCCGAGAUAAACUGUUCCUUCAGCUGGAUAGCCAUAACGUCGGCGGUAAUCAGUGUCCUGUUUGUUGUUGUGAUCCUGACUGGUCUCGUGCUUUGGGGCCCGCUGAAAAGGAGUCACUUACGGGGUAAGGAUCUGUCCCAGGGGAACGGGGCAUUAAGCUGCGGCAGGACGGACAACUACGAACCGCCCAGAAUUGAAAAAUGCAUCGUUUCUCCACCUGCGUCUCAUCAUCACGAUUAUCGCACCCUGUCCUCCUGGGAACAUUACGGCUCCGACUACGGGAACUGUAUGAGUAAUAUGAACAUAUACGAACAAUUGGAUUGCCACUUGAAGGAUCGCCCACACAUCGUUUACAACAUGAAAUUCAACGUUGUUUUAUUUUUAUUGGGAGCAUUACUGGCACCCUGCUUGUGCUUCAAUGGGAAUCUGGCAGAGCUCGAGUGUCCCGACGAAUGCGAAUGCCACUACUUCAGAAUAAACUGGGUGACAGAUUGUUCUGAUAGCCAUCUGUCAAGAAUACCCUACGAGGAUAUCAGUUUGGACGUAUAUAUACUCGAUUUGAAUGAUAACAGUAUCGCAGAUAUAGAACCUUUUCCCGCCAACAUUAAAAUGAGGCGACUUCAACUUUCUGGGAAUAAACUGACAGCACUAGAAAGAAGAAUGUUCGCUGGAUUGUAUUACCUCAUAGACGCGGAUUUCUCAUACAAUAAUAUCUCUAAAGUGGAUCCCGAUGCGUUUAGUGAUUCAACAGGAUUCAUAACACUGGAAAUGCAUGGAAACCCCUUGGACCCGGUAGAAGGUCCAUUCCUCUCACAAUUAUCCCUGCUGACUCUGGAUAUCAGCAACUGCGGUCUCAAAUCCAUUCAUCGAGACUUCUUCGCCAAUUUAACUUCUCUCAGCGACCUAGAUAUCUCUAAUAACCCAUUGGGCUCAUUGCAAGAUGGCAUAUUCGAACCGUUGGCCAGUUUGGAAAGUUUAAAGAUGAACAACUGCAAUCUGAGCUUUAUAUCUAAUAAAGUGUUCGAACCUUUCGAAAAUUUGAAACAUUUGGAGCUCGACAACAACAAUUUCCACAAAACGAAUUGGAUUCUUGUGUUGGACAAACUCAUACGAUUAGAACACUUGAAUUUGAGAAAUUCCGGUUUACGCCAUCUUCACAAAGAUAUAUUCAAAAAUAAUAUAUACAUGAGAACCUUGGUUCUUGCCGAGAACGACCUAAACAAUUUGGAUGUCAGUUCAACACUUCAAGUUCUCCAUCACCUAGAUACGUUGGACUUGUCUAACUGCAAUCUUUCUCUUCCCUUAUCGGAGGAUGCUUUUAUAAAUUCAACACGAAUAAGAAGUUUGUACCUCUCUGGAAACUCCCUCUUCGCAUCCGAUUUACUUGUGGCUUUAUCACCCCUCGCAGAUUUACAAAAACUGUCUCUGAGCAACUGCGGCCUCAGUAGGCUUCCAGAUAUUUUCAAUAAUUUCAAAAGUUUGCACGAGCUCGAUUUAUCACACAACCCUUUGAACGACGUGUUCGUCAAACUGUUAUCUCCUCUAGAGAAUUUGGAAUAUUUGAAUAUGGGUUACAGCAAUUUAUCCCAUAUUGCUCCCAAGUCUUUUUCCAAGAUGACAUCGAUGAGACGUCUAGUAUUGGCAGGCAACGAUCUAAACAACCUGGAAACUGGAUUAUUCGGGAACUUGACGAAACUGGAAAGCUUGGACUUGAGUUUCUGUGGACUAAAGAGAGCACUGAACGCUUCAAUAUUUUUCAACAAUUUAACAUACGAAGACAUAACUGAUCUUCAGCUGGCAGGGAAUCCCUUAAAAGUACCACAAACAGGGCCCCUUUUGCCAAGACAACUUUCAAGACUUCGAAACCUCGAUUUGAGUAAUUGCAACCUUACAUUCCUACCAGCGCAAGCGUUCCAUUGGACAAGGAAUAUAACAACACUGAUACUCGCUGGCAAUAUGUUCAACAGCUCUUCGGAUUUCAGAUUUUUGGAGCUUCUAGCAGAUCUGCAAUCUCUGGAUUUGCGGAACAAUAAGUUCACCAAGUUCGAUUUGAGAUAUAUCCUGCCCAACCAACACUUGAACAAGCUGAAAUUGAUAGGUAACCCUUGGAAGUGCGAAUGUUACAUCGCUGAAUUGUGGGAUUGGGCUGUGCUUCUACGGGAAGAUCCACACAUUUUGGAAGGUACUCUAGUAACUGCGGAUAACAUUAAGACCCCGAAAAUAAGGGGUCAAAAACUGUUGACGUGUAGUUAUGACAACGAUAAAAUUCCAUCAUCCCCCAACAAUGUGGGAGCCGUAGCUCGUCGGAGAUCCUUCAAAAACCCACAAAGAGUCUUUAUAACCGCAAAUAGAACUUGGGCCAAGUAUGUACGAGAAUCAGGCUGCGAGCAACGCGUCAACCAUACAAGAUUACCUAGAUCAGCAGCGUAUCAACGAUCGAAUUUGGGUCCGAACAAUUGGGGUAUGACAGCAAUUAAUACACUAGUAGUUUACGCCACCAUCAUGGCAAUCCUUGGUGUGGCCAUUAUACUCACUAGAAAGCAACGAGAUUCACCAAGAAUGUUCAAUAAAGACACCUGAAUGUAUUCAUUGAAACAAUAAAUAUUGAACGAAAUAUAGUUUGUGAUAAUUGUUGAUUAUACGAAUUAGAAUUGGAUUCAUUGUGCAAUAAAAUAUUGUUCUUAGGAUAUGUAUCAUUCAUUUCUUGAAGGAUGUCGUGGAUUGUAUUCGUUGUUAUACGUUUUUUUGAUAUAUUUAUGAUUUGUACCGAAACUAGAAUAAAAGUUAUUUUAUA
Molecule: messenger RNA, 4531 nt
Organism: Coccinella septempunctata (seven-spotted ladybird)
Lineage: Eukaryota; Metazoa; Arthropoda; Insecta; Coleoptera; Coccinellidae
Product: slit homolog 1 protein-like
Exons: 8
Coding region: 406-4317 (1303 amino acids)
Molecular function (GO): protein binding
Source: RefSeq, a predicted model, not a curated record